Messenger RNA from Linnemannia hyalina, 564 nucleotides. NCBI's taxonomy places the organism in Eukaryota, Fungi, Mortierellomycota, Mortierellomycetes, Mortierellales, Mortierellaceae. The record is from the annotation of a GenBank genome assembly.
AUGCCCGCUCUCCCUCCCACCAUGGCCAUGGGAAACAUUGGAACCUGGCAGAAGAAGGUCAGCGAGUGCCAUUGCCGCCGUGCCAAGAUCUUGGUCGUGUCUGGCUCCGAGGUCAACAUCAACCAACCCAUCGCCAUCAUGGCCGAGAACAAGGAGGAUAUCGAGAAGCUCGCCGAUUUCACCGCUGCUGCUGCCGGCGCUGCUCACACCGACAUCUCCGUCACUAACAUGCGCAGGGUCAUUGCCCAGCUGUCGAAACAGACCGUUCCUCUACAUUACGGUCGGGAUGGAGAUAGGCAAGGUCAUGAAGCUCCCGAGCUCCUCAACAAGUCCCCCGAGGACAAGUAUAAGUUAUCGGUCAACGACUUCAUCUUCAAGGCUUCUGCCCGUGCCCUCAAGGCCGUCCCCGAGACCAACAGCUCGCGGGUGAACAACUCUAUCCGCCAGUACUACACCUCGGCCAUCUGCGUUGCUACCUCGACCCCCAUUGCCGCCAAUGCCGAGACCAAGGGAUUGGCCACCAUUGGGCAUGUACUGUACCAAGCACUUUACUGUCAUCAUUAG